Messenger RNA from Plectropomus leopardus (leopard coralgrouper), 5219 nucleotides. RefSeq names its product pleckstrin homology domain containing, family G (with RhoGef domain) member 5b (gene plekhg5b). Gene Ontology annotation, cellular component: axon; plasma membrane; endocytic vesicle. Gene Ontology annotation, molecular function: guanyl-nucleotide exchange factor activity. NCBI's taxonomy places the organism in Eukaryota, Metazoa, Chordata, Actinopteri, Perciformes, Serranidae. Gene Ontology annotation, biological process: endothelial cell migration; Rho protein signal transduction. The record is from RefSeq and is a predicted model, not a curated record.
CAGCGGACAAAAUGCGUUCAACUUCUGCAGCACGGCGUGUAAAGUUAAUACAAAGAAGUUUAUCCGUGGAUUUGCUUCUUUAAAACCACUGAAGGAGGUUUUUUGGCUGUUUUUGGAUCCAAUAUCUGCACCGAGCGAGCUCCACGAACAAACAUUUGGACGUCGAGGAUUUCUUUUUCGCAUGUGUGCAGCCAGCAACAGGUUAUUUACAGCUCAGCACGGACUCCAAACUUGCAGCCAGCGGUCAACUUUUCGUGGAUGCAUUUUUUUCUGCGUGUUUUUUCCCCCCGUGCAUUCACGGUGAUGUGCGGCUUUGUGAUCGCCACAGACAGAUCCUAAACCGGUUAGCAGAGGCUGUUUCAGAGGAGGGCAGAAAUGGGAAGAAAAUGCCAUAUGAAGACUGCUAAUUAAACAACGCUGGGUGAUUAACAUUGCAACACACAUCGACAGACGGAGCUGGUGUCGGUGCAGAGGGGUUUUUUCUGCACGCAUAGAUGGUGCCAAACAAGUGGAGCAUGAAUUCAGUCCUGCACAAAUCGCCCCCGAGGAGCUGGCUUGGUCUCAGAUUACGUCUCAAUGACAAGCCCGUCCAGGAGGAGGACUGGGUGGUGUGCCAGCAUCCUGAGUGUCCCGAGCGCCGCAGGGCCUCCAAGGUUUGCCACCACCCAGACUGCCAAGACCUGAAUAACAAAAGCCCCCUUCACCUGUGUGAGUCAUGUGACUCACGCAGCCAUUCAGAGAACACAGACAACAUGCACUUUGACCGGCACCCCCGAUUUGACUUACAACCUCAAACCUCCAUCCUGGCUCGGAACGUGUCCACGCGCUCCUGUCCCCCACGCACCAGCCCCCCCUCCGACCUGGAGGAAGAGGAUGAGGGGAGCAAUGACCGCGGGGAGCGUAAAACAGGGGGGAUGAAGCUGGUGAAAAAGAAGACGCGGAGACGACACACUGAUGACCCCAGUAAAGAGUGCUUCAGCCUGAAGUUUGAUCUCAACGUGGACAUAAACACAGAAAUAGUACCUGCGAUGAAAAAGAAAACUUUGAGAGAGGUUUUGGGUCCAGUGUUUGAGAGGAACGGCAUCGAGCUGUCCCGGGUCGACUUGUUCCUGGAUCAGUCCAACACGCCGCUGUCUCUCAACUUCGAGGCCUACCGUUUUGGAGGACACUACCUCAAAGUCAAAGCUCGGCUGGGUGAUGAGCUGAAGGUGGAGCAGGGUGUGAAGGACUUGCGGUCGCUCAGUCUGCCCAACAUGAAGCCCGCCGGAGUUCAGAGCCCUUACAUCCUCACCCCGGGCAGCGAGAGGAUGGAGCAUGGAUCUCUGGGACGCAAAGAAAGCGUGGAUCUGCUGGGUCAGGCUCGACGGAGGAAGAACAUGACAGAGUUCCUGGGAGAGGCAAAUAUUCCUACCCCGGAUGCUCUGGGACAGAUGGGCGGCUCGCUGCCCGGCAUCGGGGCUGGUCCUGACAGCUGGAAAAACCGUGCCGCCAGCCGCUUCAGUGGCUUCUUCAGCUCCAACGCUGGAGCCGGGCCCUUCGGAAAGGAGGUGGACCGUCUGGAGCAGCUCCAGAGCAAGCUCCACUCCUACACGAUGUUCGGGCUUCCCAAGGUGCCACGGCAGCUCUCCUUCCACCAGGACUCCUGGGAGGAGGAGGAGGAGGAGACCAACCUGGUCCUGGAGGACAGUUGGCAGAUGCUACUGGACAACUCAGAGACGUUGACGAGGCGACAGUUCCACCAGCAGGAGGCGAUAUGGGAGCUGCUGCAGACGGAGGCGACUUACAUCAAGAAACUCCGAGUCAUCACUGAUCUAUUCCUGUGCGGGCUGCUGAACCUGCAGGAGAGCGGCCUGCUGACGGAGGUGGAGCCCGCCAAGCUGUUCAGUAACAUCCAGGAGAUCGUCCGCCUCCACACCUCCCUGUGGAGCCAAGUCAUGCUGCCAGUCCUGGAGAAGGCCAGGCAGGCCCGGGCUCUGCUCGACCCCACCGACCUCCACCACGGCUUCAGGACGUUCGGCUCCAGGUUCCAGCCCUACAUCCGUUACUGCAUGGAGGAGGAGGGCUGCAUGGAGAACAUGCGCACACUUCUCAGGGACAAUGAGCUCUUCAGGACCUACGUCACGUGGGGAGAAUCACAUAAGCAGUGUAACCGUCUGAAGCUGGCCGACAUGUUGGCGAAGCCCCACCAGAGACUGACCAAAUAUCCACUCCUACUGAAGAGUAUCCUGAAGAAGACGGACGAGCCGUCGGCCCGAGACAUUGUAAACAGCAUGGUGGCUGCAGUCGAGGGCUUCAUCAACAGCGUGGAGUCCCAGAUGCGACAGCGUCAGGAACAGCAGAAGCUGGCCACCAUUUCUGCCCGAAUAGACUCUUACGAGGCCGUCGAGGGCAGCAGUGAAGAGGUGGAGAAGAUCCUCAAGGAGUACAACCGCUUCGACCUCAUGGCUCCCAUGAGAGGAAUAUCACCGGAGGAGACUCGACAGCUGCAUCUGGAGGGAGCGCUGAGGAUGAAAGAGGGCAAAGACAGUCGGAUGGAUGUCUACUGCGUCCUGUUCACCGACCUGCUGCUAAUCACCAAGCCGGUGAAGAGAGUGGAGAAAGUCAAAAUCAUCCGGCAGCCUCUGCUCAUUCACAACGUCGUCUGUAAGGAGCUCAAAGACCCUGGCUCCUUCAUCCUCAUCUACCUCAACGAGUUUAAGAGCGCAGUGGCGGCCUACACUUUCCAAGCCAACAGCGCCACCCAGGGGCGCAGCUGGAUCGAUGCAAUCUGCAACGUCCAGAAUCAGCUCCAGAGGCUUCACACCGAGGAGGUCCUCCGACAGCAGAACAGCCUGAAGAGAUGUAUGGAGGGCGAGGAGGAGGAGGAGGAGGAAGACGAGAGCAGCAACUCCACCACAAGCUCUCCAUUCCUGAGGCACAAAGACCAGCAGAGCUCGAGUCAAUCGGACGGUUCCACUGAGACGCUGUCUGUGAUGGAAAUCGAUGAAUCAAGUGAGCCUCCGUCUCCCAACAUGAACCUCGAGGGAAUCAGUAAAAAAGACUCUGAUGUCGCUCCCCUGUCUGAGACAUCUGAGGUGAAGCUGUCUCAGUCCACGAGCCCCCGCAGGAUUCACUCCGGUGUUUACUCUGAUCAGGAGACGGGGCCCGACGGCGAGGAGCUGGACCCUCAGUGCCGCUCUCUCUCCAUGGACAGCGCCUACGGUACCCUCUCCCCCGAAUCCCUCCUGAGAGAACUUCAGCCACAGCCAGGCCAAAGUGAAGGAGAGGAGACCGAAGAGGAGGACAGGGAGGUCGAGGAACAGGAGGGGACGGAAAUAAAGGAGGUAGAAGAAGAACGGGAGGACGAAGAAGAACAGGAGGAAGAAGAGGAAGAGGAGGAGGACGCUGCCUCACUGGGGUCCCAGCUGUCAGUGGUCCAGUCCUCGAAACCUCGGCGGAGGCCUCGUGUUCAGCCACGACUCCACUGCCUCCAGAGACUCUCCAAUCUGACCUUAUCCCGAUCCGAGGACAAUCUGCUGCAGCGCCUCCGCGGCAAAACCCCCACAUCCCACACACACUCACCUGGCUCCAAGGCGCAGGCACAGUCACGGUGCACGGACGCGGACACAUCAACGCUGCCACACAGUAAAAGCCUGACGGAGCUGGGCAAAAACUGCUCGGAGCUGUUUUCCAGUGACCUCGACCAGUCUGACGACUGCUUGGCCAUGAGCAUGCCCUCUGAAAAACUCUGCGCCACCCUGAGGAGGGCGGAGGCCAGGCACGGCCAAACGGCGCUCACUGGACCGCACGAGGGUCAUGAGUCCCAAAGCGACAGGUCAGACGGGGAUGCGGCUCCAUCUGCCUGCUUAGAAAGGAAAACCGAGUCAACAGCCACCGGUGAUUCAGGCGAAAUGUCACCCAAAAAGAGGAAAUCACCAGCACAGCACAAGAAGCUGACGCUAGCUCAGCUGUACAGGAUACGCACCACUCUUGUCCUCAACUCCACACUCACCGCAUCGGAGGUUUAAUAACCACUCUUCCAAAGGCUGACCAGUGGCACGUGGGCAUAAUAAAUAACACUUAUUUUGCUUAAAUGGACUGAAUUUCGUGAGACACAAAUGCACUCCCUCUCUUGCUGCCCUCUCCCUUCUGGUUGCUUUUUGGACACUUGACCAUACCAUUUUUGCAUUUUGGACAUUUUUUUCUGUGCUGUUGCAUUGGUUUCCGAAUUUCUCGAGUGGAAGGGAGAGGUAGAGAGACAUUAACUGCUUGCACUUUGCAACGGAAGUAGCAUUAUAGGGGCUGGGACCUUAAAGUGGACUGGGGGAGUGUGCACCGGUGUAGAGGUGGAGCUAAAUCCUACAUUUUCUCCAUCUCUGUUACCAGAGUCAAAGAGGAGGGACACUAAGUCUUGAAAAUUCUCUCUACAUGUGGCUAGAAAAAAAAAAACACCUACGGCGUCCUCCUUAUAUUUAUACUACUCCUGGUUUGCUUUAACAAAAGAAAAAAAAUUAAAAUUGCACAGUUAUCUAUGUUAAGUAGAAGAAUCACUAAGGGGUGAAUUUACAUUUACAGUCACACAAUGAAUUUAUUGUUUGCUGUUUUUGUCUGCUCAUGUACAGAUGUGUGUGUGAGUGUGUGUGAGUGUGUGUGAGUGUGUGUGAGUGUGUGGAUGAAUGUCGUGUUCGCAUGAUAACAUGGUCCUUGAUUCCUGACUGAACCAAAACUGAUUCCCAUCUCCUGUGAAUACGCUAACACAACCAAAGAUAGACGUGGCCGUAGAUUCCCGACAAAAAGUGCACGCAGAUGAAAAAACGACUGAAUGUGGGUGAGUCAAGCCGUUUUGAAGAAUUUCCUGCACUAUUUAUAUUAAGGCUUAAGUGUGCACGCAAUUCUUGAGGCCUAAAUGUAACAAAACCACACACAAGUGCACAAGCAAGAACAUGGUAAUGGGAAAAAACUAAAAAAAAGAAGUCUUGAGUAAUGCCUGUGUGUUUAUUAGUCUACACUAAUAAGAGAUUGAUCAAAAGGUUUGGGUUGAAUAUUCUGUAAUGAGUGAAUCAGCUUUUUGUUCCAGGAGAUUUUCAUAACAUUCACACUGACGUUCAAAUCAUUGACAUUAUUCCAAACAUCACCCAAACCAAAUAGGUUAACUCUGUUUACUAUUAGUUGUUUUUUUUGUUUGUGUAAUAUUUAUUAUGCCUAUGUUUUAUAUAUAAGAUAUUGUUUAUAUUGUUUGC